GCCCGUAUUAUCAGGGCUGGCAGGAAUGUCGGAACUGUCACGCGAACUAAUACGGUUCUAAGAGUGCUGUUGUUCAGCACCUAUGCCUGAGCAGCUCGCUGCGACAACGCGAGUAACCGCGGAAUUCACCAUCCACACCCUAAAUUCGGGGCAUCCAUAACGUGCCACCAAAGCAGCUUGCAAAUGUCGCGAGACACCGUCGGCCAACCUAAUCAGUUAGUAGGGCAUCCGCCACCGCCACAUGCAAGUUAGAGAGAAAAACGGACGCACAUGACACCAGGGGCGUGGAGAAAGAUGUAGGCAUCCCACUGGGCUAUAUGGAGACGCAGAAACGAUAAGACCUAUCUUUUCUCGCCUGUUAAACAUAGCUGUGCUGGCGCUGAGCCCAAUCACAUACCACUGGAACCCUCAAAUCCUCAUGCUGCAGACUCUUGUUGCCAAAGACAAACUUGUAUCACUGAGCUUAUAUAUUUGCUUGUUCUUGCCCAAAGCAUUUUGUGGCACAAACUACGCCUCCGGACUGAGCCUUGCGCUGCUUACGUCUACCUUUGCGCAUGCAUGCAUCGGAGCGGUUAUCGACCGAAGCUGCGAACGGCCGUCAAUGAUAUUUCCGAACCCCAAUGUCAUUUCCAGCCCCAUCAACCGGAUCCCUGGCACCAUCCGCUCCACAAAUCAGUCGACGGAUCGUCAAAUACACCCACCCCUUUGGCUGCAUCUCUCGCUGCGUUGGUCCGGUACCGGCGUCUCACUGCUUCACUGUCGGACUCACACAACAUGGAGGGAUCCCAAGCUUUGGGAAAGCCCAAUCUGCGACGGAAGCUCCCUCUCCUCGCUGUCUCGAUGUUCCUCGUAGGAAUGGGUUUGGAGACGGCUAUGUGUCUGUCGGGCUUCUACUCCGUGUAUACUGUGAAUGAAGCUAAGCGAAAGGCAGAAGAAGAAGUGAGAGAAGAAGAGUUCUGGCAGCGCGUUCGCGACAGAAGAGCGGCACGACAAGCCGCUGUAACCAUUUCGUCGGAGGAGUAAAGACGAACUGGAGGAAGCGACGGCUCGUGUUCAACUCGCACGUGCCGGCAUAUGCAUAACUUGAAUAUAUAUAUAUAUAUAUAUAUAUAUAUAUAUAUGCGUACGCGACUAUACUUUUAUAUGCGCAUAUGCCAAUGAGUUUUUGAAUCUGACAGGUUUUUAUGUCUUUUUGUUUCCGAGAAGAUCUUACACAAUAUACCUCUGCAUUUACUCGUAGUGUUCAGCCGUUUUCUUCAUUCCUUUCUACUAAGAAUGAACUGUCGACAACCUCCGCCCUCCGUGUUUCUGGACCACACAAACACAUCGGCGAGGACCUGUCGCGUGUCGUGUGGUACCUCUUGCGUUUUUCAACGGGAUUGGCCGCAUAAUCCUAUUGGA
Toxoplasma gondii ME49 is the source of this 1401-nucleotide messenger RNA. RefSeq lists its product as hypothetical. The coding region runs from base 559 to 1023 and encodes 154 amino acids. Lineage: Eukaryota; Apicomplexa; Conoidasida; Eucoccidiorida; Sarcocystidae. The record is from RefSeq and is a predicted model, not a curated record. The transcript has 5 exons.